AGCGAGGGCAACCUUUCAGGCUCGCAAGUCUCAUCGUUGGCUGCGAUUGCGUGGCGGGAUGCCGAAUGUAGGCAUGGAAAAUUGGACCAGUGACUGGGAUCGCGAAUGUUGGAAUGAAUCGAACCCGAACAUAACGAGCCCAUUGUUUGUCCCCAAGGGGAACUGGACGGAAGAAGACUUUGAGAAGGCCAGGAACGACCCUCGUCAUCAGAACGAGUUGUGUCAGUACAUGAUCAAAAGAGAAUACGAAAGAUUGAACGGUAUUCCUCACAGUUAUGACCCGAACAAGGAAGAUCCGUGGUUCGGGGUACGAGGCGAAGGGGGACCAGAAGUGUUUGGGGAUGAUCCUUUUUCGGGAGACAUCCUGGUAGAUCCAACCAGUCCCUCAGGGAGGAUCCCAAGUAUCGCAAAUAUCUGCAGGGCCUGGCAUGGCAU
Messenger RNA from Guillardia theta CCMP2712, 435 nucleotides. RefSeq lists its product as hypothetical. The record is from RefSeq and is a predicted model, not a curated record. The annotation marks the transcript as partial. Lineage: Eukaryota; Cryptophyceae; Pyrenomonadales; Geminigeraceae. The transcript has 8 exons.